UAGUGAAUGCAUUCUUUGAGAUAGUCUACCAUGUCUUCUGAGAUGAUAUUCUUCUCACGAAGGUCUCCUGUUCUAUGCACCAAGUGGUGUGUAGCUUCCAGUCAAACCUAUGCUACAAAUGUUGGUCUUGAUAUUUUAAGGAAGGGCGGAAAUGCGGCAGAUGCAGCUGUAGCAAUAGCAGCAACCUUGAAUUUGACGGAACCCUGCAGCACUGGCCUUGGAGGGGACUGUUUUUGCCUUUUCUAUGAUGCAAAGACAAAACGGGUACAUGGGAUCAAUGGAAGUGGCAGGUCUCCGCGGGCACUGACUAUCGAUCUGUUGAAAAGGCAGGGCUUUGAUGAGUCAAACCCAGCACCCACGUCUCAUGCACACAAUAUUACUGUACCUGGUACAGCAGCUGCUUGGUGUGACACAGUUUCUCUUUAUGGAAGCAAAAAGCUAUCUUUAGAAGAAAUCUUGCAGCCAGUUAUUUAUCUGGCAGAAAGAGGAUUCCCUGUAUCAGAAGUUACUGCCUAUCACUGGAAAGAACAGGCUAUUGUUUUGCAGAGCCCAGAAAAUAAGCAUGGAAGAGAUAUGCUGAUAAACGGACAGCCACCUGAACAUGGUCAAGUGUUCAAGAACCUUCAUUUAGCACAAACAUUUAAGGAACUUGUCAGGAAUGGAAAGAGAGGAUUUUAUGAGGGAAGGAUUGCUGAAGCUAUUGUAGAAACUGUUCAGGAACAUGGAGGAGUCAUGACCUUAGAUGACCUCAAGACUCAUACAAGCUGCGAAAUUGAGCCUAUUUUCACCGAUUUCAAGGGGGUAAGAGUAUGGGAGAUUCCUCCAAAUGGACAGGGGAUAACAACUCUAAUGGCUCUAAAUAUUCUUGAAAACUUUGACAUCAAAGUAAUGGAACACAACAGCUCUGAAUAUCUCCACCUUCUGAUUGAAGCUUUGAAGCUAAGUUUUGCUGAUUCAUUCUGGUUCUGCACUGAUCCUGACAAAGUCUGUGUACCUACAGAACAACUUCUUUCAAAAGAAUAUGCUAGACAUCGGUCACAACUAAUUGACAUGAAAAGAGCAAGCAAUGAGUGCAUUCAUGGAAACCCCUGUGAACCGGGGACAGACACUGUUUAUUUCACAGUUGUGGAUGCUGAGAGAAAUGCCUGUUCUUUCAUCAACAGUAACUACACUGGAUUUGGCACAGGGCUGGUUCCCAGAGGCUGUGGAUUUACUUUGCAAAAUAGAGGAGCGGGUUUUUCCUUGUGUCCCAGUCAUCCAAACUGCUUAGCACCUGGAAAGCGUCCAUAUCAUACCAUCAUACCUGCACUAGCAACUAAUGCAUCUUCUGGUAAUCUUCUGUGUUCGUUUGGUGUGAUGGGUGGCUUCAUGCAGCCUCAAGGGCAUGUUCAGGUGCUGCUUAACAUGUUCGAAUUUGGCAUGAACCCACAGCAGGCCCUAGAUCAGCCACGUUUCUGCAUCAAUUAUCACUCACAAGAGAAGGCCUGGCAAGUAUCCUUGGAAGAUGGUAUUUUGCAAACCACUGCAGAAGAUUUGAAGGUGAGAGGUCAUCGUGUGUUUUGGCCAAUAACUGGAUAUGACAGAAAGAUGUUUGGUCGUGGCCAGAUUAUCUCUCAAGGUGAUUGGUGGAAGUUUUCUGGAUCAAGUUUUUCUAAGUCAAAUGCAGAAGUAUUGUGGGCUGGUUCAGAUCCUCGAGCUGAUGGUUGUGCUGCAGGGUACUAAUAAUGUUCAUCAUAUUGAUCACUGCUGUAGUAGCUUUAGCUACAUGGAUUAUAUCUUAUCUGCACAAGAAUAUAACAGCCAGUCAGACAAAUCUUCAGGGCAUUUUCCACACAACCAAACUGUCAGGAAACUCAAGCAGAGCUGCCUAAACAACAAGUUUGGGUGCCAAGCCCUUCAGACCUGUACUGCUGCUGAAGAAUACGCUCCUCUGUGGCUUUCGAAGAUUGACGGUUGGCAUGUGCUGUUCUUUUGCUGGGCAGAUAUGUUCCUCUGGGGGAAAAAACUUUCAUUUAAUAAUUUUGCUUAUUACUUUUAUUUCCAUCUUCCUGAAAUUUAUUUUAAAGCCAAGAGUUUGUGUUUUAAUGAACCAUCAUGAGACUGUACUAUACUUUUAAAGAGAAGCAUGCUUUUCUCCUGUCACUUUAAAAGCUGUUAAAGUAACUGAAGAACAUUUUUUUCUCUGGAGAAGCUGUGUUUAUUUUACUCUGUGGGGCUGGCAAUGUGCAAGUCCUUUUUACUGUUUUUGUCUGGGGAAAACGUGACCUGUAAGACUUUUUAUUUGUAUAGGCAUCUGCUGCUUGUUUUCCCAGGGAAAGGUAUGACCAUGGAACAAAUUGUCAAUCCCACGGUCUGUCCCUUUACCAGCCACAAAAUGAAAAAGUUAAGCAAAUAGCCUUUGCUGUCACAUCAGGCUAGCAACUUUCCUAAUCUGCAGGUGAAUGACUCUGCUGUUGCCAAUUGGUAUAUCUCAAGCUACUUUUACCCUGAAUCUCUCUGGUGUAGUACCUACAGCCACUAUUGGCCAUGGCUUAACCAUGUCCUCUGCAACUGCUGGGGACCCCCUAGUGGGCAAGGGAGAGCCACUCUUGUUGGUCCUGGGAGAGGGAAUAGGGAAGACUUCCCUGUUUUGUCAGAAUGUUGUACCCAUCCUUAAGGAAGCUGCUGCCGCCACUAAUCACACUUUUGGCUCCAUCUUUCAUGUCAAAAAGAAGUGGAACACUAAGCAUGUGUCUGCUCCUCAAAUUUCUUUAAAUGGGAAUAGCUUACUGGUUCUGGCUCAGUGUUUAAUUUAGGCUAUUGAGCCUUCUUUUAAGGUAGUUUCUCUUAAAAGAAAGAAGGAUACUUCCUUUCCAGAAGAGAUUCAAGAUUCUGAAUACAAACAAGAACAUUCAGGGACCGAUACAGUGUUUUUCCUCUGAUUUCUGAUUCAGACUCAGAGGCAAACUCAGUUUCUGAUUUUCCCUUG
Messenger RNA from Protopterus annectens (West African lungfish), 2968 nucleotides. Its product is annotated as glutathione hydrolase-like YwrD proenzyme. NCBI's taxonomy places the organism in Eukaryota, Metazoa, Chordata, Ceratodontiformes, Protopteridae. The coding region runs from base 31 to 1722 and encodes 563 amino acids. The record is from RefSeq and is a predicted model, not a curated record. Gene Ontology annotation, cellular component: membrane. The transcript is spliced from 11 exons.